Molecule: messenger RNA, 5134 nt
Organism: Lepisosteus oculatus (spotted gar)
Lineage: Eukaryota; Metazoa; Chordata; Actinopteri; Semionotiformes; Lepisosteidae
Gene: aebp1a
Product: AE binding protein 1a
Biological process (GO): negative regulation of transcription by RNA polymerase II; protein processing; peptide metabolic process
Molecular function (GO): metallocarboxypeptidase activity; zinc ion binding; RNA polymerase II transcription regulatory region sequence-specific DNA binding
Source: RefSeq, a predicted model, not a curated record
UUUUUCCCCCCAUCCCAUUCCCCUUGUUCCCUGCUCAAAUAGAAGAGUUAGGGGCUGGGCUUGGAGUUUCUUCAAAGUUUUAUAAGACAUCUGCAGCUGCCAGGAUUUGUGCAGAGCUCUUCAGGCUCACAGAAAGAGAGGCAAGCCAGCGCCGGUAUGCAGAAAACACAAAAGGGUCCCAUCCCUUGUUGGUGAGGUUCUUUAUUUUCCAUUCUCUUGGAGUAACGUGCUCUGUAGGACCCUACAGAAGUUUUCCGUUUUUAAAGCAAGAAAACUCAACUGAGCUACAUCUUCCAGACCUUUUGCACAAACAAAAAGCAACUGGGAUAAAUAAGAGGGAAGAAAUCAGGUUUCGACUGUACUUCAUUGUCAAAGAGGAUUGUUGUUUACUUUUAGGAUUCUGGAGGGUUUUCAUUCUGUGGAAGCAGGGAUUUCAGCAGCUGGGGCACUGAGCCAUUCCUCCUUCUCUAUCUCACUCUCCUCUGCUCACACUCUGGAAUCUGACGUCUUAGGAGGCCCGUCUGCUUCAGUGUCCUGCCCUGUGUGAAAGACUGCAGAGGUGGAGAUUAAUGAGCGAUUCCUUCCUAAAGUGUCUUGAGGGGACCUGAAGAUUGAAUGCUUUAUCUGCAAAGGAGGUGGAGGCAGGUCAUUCAGUUGUUCUGUUUCAACUCAGAAAACACUGGGAGUUGGUACCUGAGGCUCCUGUCAGGUUCCUUGUGAUCUCUUAAAGAAUGCACUGCAGUCACUUUAUUUAAGUACUUUUUUUAAGCUUUCUCUUCUUUCACAGUGACAACUUAAGCCAAGCAGUUCCAAGUUUUGAAAGUGAUCCUCUUGCAGUGGAGAUGGUAAAUGCACAGGAUUUCCUGGACAUCAACUGUGAACAAUUUGCUAUUAAUUUUUAGAAACAUAGAGAUUUCUUGCUGUCCCCUUUCCAUGAGCCCGAUUGCUCUCUAGUCUACAGAACAAAAACUCUGAGGAUUUCUAAAAAGCUAUCUAUAUCAAUUUUGCAUAAUUCUGAGAGAAUAUCAAUUUUUUAAGCUGCACACGUGUUUAAACUUGCCAUCACUGCACUCUGUCUCUGAAGUUUCUGCCCGGAAAUCUGUUCAGGGAAGCAGAUUGACACUGAAAGACAAUUGCAUGUGGCCAAGUCUUUCCUAGAUUUCAAGUCAAUCAGUAGCUGAGCAGCCCAAUCUGCGGACUUUAAACAUCACUUAACUGCAUCAAGUGAAGUGUGUCAUCUGGACUGAAGAUGGAGGGGAGGAUUAUCAUCUUUUCUUGUGCUCUGCUUGGCCUGUGUUAUCUCAUGGUGUGGUGCAGCACCACUGAUUUGCAGUCUGUUACCUUGGACCACGAUGCCACCGAGCUCCAGACAGGCAGCCUGCGAGACAGGAGGGCCGUCUCCAAGAGGAAGCAGGACCAGGGGGACGAGCCGGAAGGCAGGGUCUUAACGGAGAGCCCUGGCGUAGAUCCAGUGCCGAAGAAAAAGGCAGAGAAGGCCAAGGCAAAAACCAAGAAGUCUGCUGAGGAAGUACUCGCAGCCAAGGCCAAAAAAGCAGCUGAGAAGGAGGCUAAAGCAAAGAAGCAGAAGGCGCCCAAGCCCACCAAGAAACCCAAACCUCCCAAGCCUACCAAGAAACCCAAGUCCCCAAGGCCUUCCAAGAAACCCAAGGCCCCAAAGCCCUCCAAGAAACCCAAGGUUCCCAAGCCCACCAAGAAGCCCAAAGAGAAACCAGACAAGGGGAAGAAGGUGUUGGAGGUGGAGGAGGAGAUAAAAAGGAAGGAGGAGGAAGAGCGAGUGGAGGAGCAGCCGACAAAACACCCUACUCUGGAGGAGGAAGAGGAUCGUAUCCUCAGAAAGUUAGGCUGGGACAACCUGACCCCCACAGAACCACCCACCGUGGCUGAGAGAGAGGAAAUCCACACAGACCUAGUGGAUAUUGUUUUGAAACCUGAAGUGCCCUUAACCCCUGAUCCAAUGAAAGAGACGGAGGAGAAAAAAGAUGACUACUGGGAUGCAAAGUAUGACGUUCCAGAGCCCUUGCCUGAAGAGAAAGAGAUCUACCCUGGGCCCUACACUGAAGACUGGAGCCAUGCAGUUACAGCGGAGCCGACCCCUCCUCCGUUCGAAGACGCGUGGUACGACAUGUACGACUACGGAGAUCCAAUCAAGAAGGUAGAGGAGAAAAAAGAAGACUCAAAAAAAGAGAAAGAAGAGAAAAACAAAGAGGAGACAAAGUGGGAGGAAGAGUGGGAGACGAAACCAAAAGAGAGAAUCUACACUGAACCAAAGAAAUGCCCCCCACUAGGCAUGGAGUCCCACCGCAUUGAUGACGACCAGCUGCUAGCCUCUUCCAGUUUAGACCACAGCCUGGGCCCCCAGCGAGGACGGCUCAACAUGCAGUCAUCCUCACAGGGUGGGGAGGAUGAGACCGAAGUGUACGGGGGAGCAUGGUGUGCUGAGAGCGAGGAGACACAGCACUGGUUCGAGCUGGAUGCCCGCAGGGAGACAGAGUUCACAGGAGUUAUCACCCAGGGCAGGGACUCCCAGAUACACAACGAUUUUGUGACUUCAUAUUACGUGGCCUUCAGCAAUGACAGCCGAGAAUGGACAGUUCUCCAUGAUGGCUACUCCGAGUGGAUGUUCUUUGGCAAUGUGGACAAAGACACGCCAGUGAUGUCGCAGUUUGUCGAGCCAGUGGUCGCACGUUACAUCCGGGUUCUGCCCCAGAGCUGGAACGGGAGUCUGUGCAUGAGGCUGGAGUUCAUGGGCUGCCCUGUGUCCAGGCCCAGCAUAUACAGCCAGAAUGAAGUCACAUCAACAGAUGACCUGGACUUCAGGCAUCACAACUACAAGGAGAUGAGACAGAUGAUGAAAGUGAUCAACGAGGAGUGUCCCUCCAUUACCAGGAUCUACAAUAUUGGCAAGAGCUCCCAGGGACUGAAGAUCUAUGCCAUGGAGAUCUCAGACAACCCUGGGGAACAUGAGACAGGGGAACCGGAAUUCCGCUACACUGCCGGUCUCCAUGGUAACGAGGCCCUAGGCCGGGAGCUGCUGCUGCUGUUGAUGCAGUUCAUGUGCAAGGAGUACAACGAUGGCAAUCCCAGAGUGCGCCGCCUAGUGGAGGGAAUCCGCAUUCAUUUGGUGCCCUCGCUCAACCCAGAUGCCUAUGAACUCGCCUUUGAGAUGGGCUCUGAGAUGGGCAACUGGGGACUGGGGCACUGGACAGAAGAAGGGUAUGACAUCUUUCAGAAUUUCCCUGACCUCAACAGCGUCUUGUGGGGUGCAGAGGACAGAGGGUGGGUCCCCCGCAUAGUGCCAAAUCACCAUAUCCCUAUCCCAGAGAACUUCCUAUCGGAGAACGCUUCGGUUGCCGUGGAGACGAGAGCCAUUAUUUCCUGGAUGGAGCGGAAUCCGUUCGUCUUGGGGGCCAACAUCCAGGCAGGGGAGAAGUUUGUGACCUACCCUUUCGACAUGCAGCGCCCGGCUGGGAACAACGGGCGCCGGCGGGGGCGCGAGGAAGAGUACGAUGAGGAGGCGUGGGCCCAGAGUCAACAGCACUACGACAGCGAGCUCCGCGAGACUCCGGACGACUCCGUGUUCCGCUGGCUAGCCGUCUCCUACGCCUCCACUCAUCUCACCAUGACUGAGACCUACCGGGGGGGCUGCCACACCGAUGAUGUCACCGCUGGCUUGGGCAUCACCAACCGGGCCAGCUGGAAGCCAGUUGUGGGCAGCAUGAAUGACUUCAGCUACCUGCACACCAACUGCUUUGAGCUCUCCAUCUUUGUGGGCUGUGACAAGUUCCCUCAUGAGAGCGAGCUUCCACAGGAGUGGGAGAGUAACCGAGAGGCCCUGCUGGUCUUCAUGGAGCAGGUGCAUCGUGGGAUCAAGGGAGUGGUGAAAGAUCGUGAAGGCAAUCCCAUCGCCAAUGCUACCGUGUCUGUGGACGGGAUCAACCACGACGUUAAGACAGCCGCCAACGGGGACUACUGGCGCCUGCUGAACCCCGGAGAGUAUCGAGUGACGGUGCGUGCGGAGGGCUACUCCCCAGGAUCCAGGUUAUGCGUGGUGGGCUAUGAGGUCGGGGCGACGCAGUGCAGUUUCACCCUGGUCAAGUCCAACUGGGACCGCAUCCGCCAGAUCAUGGCCCUGAACGGGAACAGGCCCAUCAGACUCAUCCACAAGAACGGGAGCAGACCCGAGUCUGCGAACGGCAACGGGAAGAGGUACGGAAAGGGGAACAAGAACGGCAGACGGCGCCCGCUUUCUCGCCUAUCCCGUCAGCAACUCCUCCGAUUGUUGAGGCUCAAGAGGAUCCGGGAGCAAAGGCUCAGAGCCAACGCCACGAGCACAGCGCCCCCUACCACUGAAAUGCCCCUCACUACCACCCAGCCUCUCCCGAGCUCCACUGAGCCCACCACUCCAGAAGACAUCCCCGUGGAGGGCACGCCAUAUGAUUCUUGGUUCAUCGUGGAAAGCCCAACCACACCAGCCGGAGCAGGUUCGUGGGACACGCCGGAGCCCACGGAGAACUACGAGUUCGAGUUCAAAAUCGACGACGAGUACGAAAGCUAAGCGCCGCCUUUUUUUUCGUGUGCGGGCAACAGCGCAGUGGCGAAAGUCGGGAAAUUCUGUAACUUCGUUAAAAUCUAUCUUAUUUCCAGUUUUAAGAUCUUCUUAGUUGGAGAAAAGCAACGCUUCACCCUGCCUCCACACACGCAUGUGCACUCUUUCACUAUGUUAAUUACCGGCGCUUGCAGGACCUUUUCCAACUUUUUAGCGUGGCCAGUAGUGACAACUUGGUUUGAACAAAUAUUAACUGGGUGGGGAAGGCUUUGCGUCUCCGUUAUUCGAACGCUGAGGAAUGUAAGAAGAGUGGAUUCUUAAGGCAGGUAAAGACUUAUGUGUGAAUGUAUGAAAUACCAAUUGGUUAUUUUAAUUAUCAGUUGGAUCUGAUUGUGGGAGACCUACUUUAUGAGGGCAGGAACGUACAGUAUGAGCAUUUGAGAAAAAUGUUUUGGAAAGCCUGUAAGGCUUCUGCACUCCACAACUGAUGCACGCAGAAUGGAAUUAGCAAAAUUUCCCCAAAGUUAAAGUAAAUUUUUCUUAAUAAAAGCACAAGAGUUAAGGUUG